AUGGGGAACAUUGAAUCUCGUAACGAUAUUGUUAAAACUGUUCGAAAAAGAGAUAAAUCCAAUUUUUCUCGGAUCGGUCAUCCUCAUGUAAAAACUAAUAGCGUUUAUCCAGACUUUGAAAUUGCUCAAGAAUUUCCUGAAGCAUACGUUUAUGGAAUAGAUAUAAUUUCAUCCUUUCCUAGUGAUAUAAAACCAUCUAAUUGUUAUUUCAAAGAAUGUAAUAUAUCUGAUGGUUUACCAUUCAGUGACAAUGAAUUCGAUUAUGUUUUUAUGCGACAUAUGUUUCUGGCAUUAAAGAAUCAUCAAUGGGUACCACUUUUAAAUGAAAUAAUGAGAGUGUUGAAACCCGGUGGCAUUGUUGAAUUUGUAGAAUUUGAUUUAAUUCCACUAGCUAGAUCUGUAGUUGUAAUAAAUUAUGAGUUUAUUUUUUCGGCAACCGAAAUAAUUACGGUUGCUGAAAAUAUAAAAAAUGCCGUAAUGCCGUAA
Racocetra fulgida is the source of this 486-nucleotide messenger RNA. The record is from the annotation of a GenBank genome assembly. Lineage: Eukaryota; Fungi; Glomeromycota; Glomeromycetes; Diversisporales; Gigasporaceae.